UAUUAUAGACUAAUAAAAUUUUCUGAGAGGUUGUAUGUGUUUCAGUGAGUUUAACCUUGCCAUGAACUUGCAUCUUUGGAUACUUUAAAGAAACCCCUUGGACUGCUUGCUGUCAUGUGUUACUUUUAUAUUUGUAGUCUUGGAUUUUCAGGUGGUACAACUUUGAUCACCAACUCUGAUCUUUAAGUAUGUCUAUGUUAGGCUGUUUAAUGUAGAUGUUCUAAAAGACACUUUGGUCUCCUGGAUUUUAUAUAUUUUUCCGUAUCUACCAGCCAUAAAUUGAUUGGACACACCAGCAUGAUCUGGUUGGUGUAAUCAUUCUGGUUUUUACUGAUCUUCUAUCUGAAUUAUACAGGCCGGAGAUAUGCUUGUAGAGAUCGGUAGUGGAUGAUCGUGCCACCAUAAAAUGAACUAGCUGCUAUGUAUUCAGAAUCAUGGCUUGUGUGGAAGGUAACCGAAGCAUGUUUACGAAGAUUCAGCUUAAAUUAUGAAUCACAGUAGCCUAUGUAUGCCCUGUGACACAGUUUGAUCAGUGUUGGCAUUCAGUAUCACUGCGGAAUGUGUUUGCUUUUAACAUACUAUUGUUACAUUUAGUGUUGAUUUGCAUUUUAACCUACAAAAUAGAAGUGAUGAAUUCUCCUCGUGAUCAAUCGUGAAUUGCAAUCCUGUUCACUUUCGCUAGCACUUUUUGAUAUAUCUAAAGACUGUGACGAGUUACGUGUUUGCAGUAUGGUAUUGGUACAUUGUGAGCAUCGAAGUGCAAAGGUAAAAUUUAAUGACAAAACUAAUUUCCAAAAAUUUGAUUUCACCAAAUGGCUGUCGCUCUUUUGUUACAGUUAUUCGGCAGGUUGGUAGCAGACCCUUUUACUACUUCUCAUACGAGUGCAGAAGCAACGUUGUAAGUGAUGCUGCACAUCCGGUAACUGAAAUCCUGGCCACACAACAUGGAGAUCUCGUGGUUGCAUCGGGCGGUCACGCUCGACAACAAACAAAUGGAAGCAAAAAGAAACCAGACCCGACCCACACAACCCUCAUCCUCCCGAGUCCGAAGUGCUUCAGGAUUCCCCUCCGUCGCCACCGCUCCGGUAGAGCUCGUCGUCAUCGGUUCCGCAUCUGAGCUGCUCCACUAUUGUCGCGGCUUCAAAAACUGCGACUGGCACACGCUCUCUCCCGGCGGCGGACUUUCUCGGCCGACCUCCUCUCUCGAAACUAUAACUAUUGGACGGGAGGGCUAUAUUGUUGGGGAAGCUCUAUUUCAACCAUCAAUUUUGGGCUUAGAGGAGUAUGGGAUAGUUGAGCAGCUGGUUCACAGCAUCUCAAGCGUUUCUUCUGAGAACCUACGUCAACUACUUGAAAAUACCAUGCUUUGUGGUGGUACAGCAUCUAUGUCUGGUUUUGAAGAGCGGUUCCAAAAGGAAGCUAAUCUAUGCUCUUCAUCCAUUCGACCAUCACUUAUUAAGCCACCAGAAUACAUGCCAGAGAACUUAUCCAAGAAUUCAGCCUGGAUGGGUGGUGCUAUAUUGGCUAAAGUUGUUUUCCCUCAAAACCAGCAUGUCACCAAGGGAGAUUAUGAUAAGACGGGACCGGCAAUUGUUCACAAGAAGUGCUUCUAGUUGUAAAUUGCCAGCAUAGUAUAGGCUGCUAUCUACUAAUCCGCAUACGUGCUAAUCAAGAUCAUUCUAUUUGUAGCACUUAUGUUUUCGCAAUUACUUUGGCAAUUCUAGAAAGUAGAGACAAGCAUCUGAUUCUCUUAAGCAGAUAUCCUCCUUUCAGGUAAAAUAUCUUAUGGGAAAUGAGUGUGUGCCAAAAGGUAAAGCUCAUUCAAGAUUUGGCUUGCUCUUAUGAGACUGAACGAGUGUACAACAUUCUACUAAUCACCCGGAAUGGGUUACAUGCUCAAAUAUUUAGCAUGGACUAGGUAUUAUGUUUGCACAUUGAUUUUUGUUGAUUUAAUCUGCAUACUGUUGGAUGAUGCA
This is a messenger RNA of Musa acuminata AAA Group (dessert banana), 1976 nucleotides long. RefSeq names its product actin-related protein 7-like. Gene Ontology annotation, molecular function: NAD binding; histidinol dehydrogenase activity; metal ion binding. Bases 945 to 1613 code for a protein of 222 amino acids. NCBI's taxonomy places the organism in Eukaryota, Viridiplantae, Streptophyta, Magnoliopsida, Zingiberales, Musaceae. Gene Ontology annotation, cellular component: cytoplasm; cytosol; chloroplast stroma. The transcript has 5 exons. The record is from RefSeq and is a predicted model, not a curated record. Gene Ontology annotation, biological process: anatomical structure morphogenesis; L-histidine biosynthetic process.